Messenger RNA from Oppiella nova, 11571 nucleotides. NCBI's taxonomy places the organism in Eukaryota, Metazoa, Arthropoda, Arachnida, Sarcoptiformes, Oppiidae. The record is from the annotation of a GenBank genome assembly.
AUGAAUAUCAUGAGACGACUGGUGUCUCAGCAGACCAGAGACGACAGGGAGUUGUCGUCGUCGGAGACAUCGCUAUCAUUGUCUCAUUUAAACAAACUCUUCGUUGACAUCAAAUCCAAUGCACCGCCGAUUGGGUCCUCACAGCAGACCAACGAUAAGACCACCGAAAACGCCUCGCAAGCGAUCGUCGAGUUUCUGGAGAUGACGCCCGUCUUGGAGUCCCCUGUUCUCAACUGGAGUUGCGAGCAGUUCACAAACAUAGACAUCUUCGAUUUGCCGCCAAUUAAUGGGACGAAGAGCACGACUCCCGGCGACAGUCAGGCGCACGAAGAGCUCCAACCGAUGGACCGGCGACUGCUCCUCCAGAAGGUGUUCUCCCAGUUGUUGAUCCGCUUGUGUUCAUCGCAUUCGGCGCUCAUGGAGUUGACCCGCAAAGACGAUUUGGCGCUCCUGUUCAACGCCAUCACCUCCUGGUGUCCGAAACACAACUCGUUGUGGCGAAAGACGGCCUCCGAUGUGAUCCUAACGAUGGCGAAGACUAAUAACAUAAACGGCGAGUAUUUGCACGAAAAGGGAUGUCUUAACAUAUUUGUGGAGAAUAUGCAGCGAAUGCUAGAGUUGGGCACAACUGGGACCACAGAUAUUGUGGAGAUGUCGAGCACUUUAGUGAGCUUUCUGUGCGAACUGUCCUCCAGUGGUAACAACUCGUCGGCGGUUAACAUAUUCCUCGACGACUUUAAGAGUGGGUUUGGGUAUAACUUUUUGAUCGACUUUUGUCUCAAAUUGGAACAAAUACCCGAAGAACUGGAGUCAUUGAAACGACUCGUCUCGUUGGUCACGCAGUUCACGAAAGUGGGAUCGCGUGAACUGAAGCCACGGCCACUGUCGGUGAACCACUUGUUCAUAAUGGAUGACUUCUCGAUGCCCAGACCCGCCACCAAGAAUGCCAUCAAGAAUUUGAACGCUUUUAAUGUCUUCCAAACCGUGUGGACCCGUUCCAAGACAACCACUCUUCAGACAUUGAUUUUGGAGGCAAUGCUUGUACUCUAUCGGGAAGAUAAGGCCAACUAUUUUAUACUCGACUCUCAGAACACUUUGAGUCAGUUUGCGGACAAACUUCAGUUGAAAUCGUUGGAAAUUCAGGAGAAAUUCUUCACUCUAUUAGAGUUUGUUGUGUAUGAACUGCGAUACGUGCCCUGCAAGGAGUUGAUCAGUGUCUCCAUUAUCAUCAAAACCAAACAGUCGCGCAGCGAUGAGUAUAUGAUGAGACAAUCGGACGACUCGGAGAACGAGCCGCUCCUGGAGCUGAUAGCCGACAAUGUACUGCAGAUGCUGUCGGGUCCCAACCACAGCAACUGUCAGCUCUACAAUGAAUGCGGUGCCGCCAAACAUACCUUUGCAUUCCUGUCCAACAAUAACUGUUCCAAACAGUUGCGCAAAAAGGCCUUUCAUAUCAUACAACAGUUGAUACUAUCGAAUAGCGGCGAAGAACACUUGGCGAACCUGUUGGCGCUGAUGCACAGGGAGUCGGACAUCACCACCAAUCUGAACCUGAAGUCAUCGAUACUGAAGUCGCUGUUGGUUGUGAUGCGAGAGAACCAUCGCGUGAGAGCUAUAUUCAGAAAAGUGGGCGGAUUUGUGUACGUGAUGUCCGUUUUGGUGCAUAUGGAGGGCUGUCUGGACGGCAAGACGUGGAAUGUGGGUUUACUCGACAUAAUCGCGUCGCUACUCAUAUACUACUCGCAAUCGGACGACUCGGAGAACGAGCCGCUCCUGGAGCUGAUCGCCGACAAUGUGCUGCAGAUGCUGUCGGGUCCCAACCACAGCAACUGUCAGCUCUACAAUGAAUGCGGUGCCGCCAAACAUACAUUUGCAUUCCUGUCCAACAAUAACUGUUCCAAACAGUUGCGCAAAAAGGCCUUUCAUAUCAUACAACAGUUGAUACUAUCGAAUAGCGGCGAAGAACACUUAGCGAACCUGUUGGCGCUGAUGCACAGGGAGUCAGACAUCACCACCAAUCUGAACCUGAAGUCAUCGAUACUGAAGUCGCUGCUGGUUGUGAUGCGAGAGAACCAUCGCGUGAGAGCUAUAUUCAGAAAAGUGGGCGGAUUUGUGUACGUGAUGUCCGUUUUGGUGCAUAUGGAGGGCUGUCUGGACGGCAAGACGUGGAAUGCUAUAUUCAGAAAAGUGGGCGGAUUUGUGUACGUGAUGUCCGUUUUGGUGCAUAUGGAGGGCUGUCUGGACGGCAAGACGUGGAAUGGUAUCGAACCCAAGAAGAGUUGGAAUCUCUUACGGUGUGUGUUCGCAGCCCUGACCACAGCCAUGCGCUACGAGCCCGCAAACGCCCGGUUCUUCGCGCAAGAGAUAUGCGCGUCGAGUCUCACGGACUCCAUACGACUUCUCGGAUGCUUUUGCGAUGAAAAUGAAGUAACGGAUCAUUCAGUGGCCGAAGGGACCGAUUUUGAGCAGUUGUUCAACUGUUCCAUCAAUGACUUGCCGCCAAAGAAGCAAAUGUCUCGCUCGGAGUCGGCGUGUCUUCUCAUGAGAUUACUGUACGACAUGACACUCGACGUGUCGGACAAAUGCUCGACAACACAAGCCGUCGCUCAGAAGGUUGUGUCUAAUACUCAGUCAACGUCGGGGUUGGGCCCGAAACGGCCGCCACACCUAAUGCUGUCGCCGUCAUCGGCCGAUCCGCCACUCAUUGUUCACUCGUCUGUCUUAAUAUCGAUGUUUCAAUUGAUUCCAUCGAUUCCGGACCAAAAUUUGCGCAUUUAUUUGAUGGAAGUGUUGCGAAAACUACUGAAGUCUGAGCGCAACCAACAAGUGAUGUGUGAAAUCAAUUUGGUUACCGAGAUAUUGAUGGACAGGUAUAACGAGGCGCUGCUCAACGAAACGCAUUCACUGCACACAUCCGCUCAAUAUAUACUCGAAAGGCUUUCCGCACAACACAUCCAACCAAAAGAACUCAGAUCAUUCCUACGAUUGGGUCAACCCCUCAAUUGUGUCGCUUUCGAUGAACUCAAUAAUGGAAAGCCGAAGAAUCAACGAAACGGCGGACCAAUUGCUUUGACACGAAUUAAGACGAUUGUAAGCAUGACUACACCUAAAGACGGUACGAGUCAUCACUUACUUCAGCCGCCAUUCGUCGAGUUUGAUAUGAAUCAGGAGGGCUUCUCCUCACUGUUUCUGCCAUCCAUUGCGCCCAUCAGUUUGAGUGGCAGUACUACCGGCGCGUCUAAUCUGCUGACGGGUGCCAUUGUAGGCAACUCUGAUGUGCCGGUCAGUGUGAACGGAGGCAUAGGAACGGGUGAACGAGCCUUUCCGUCGCAAUCGGGCUUCUCCUACACCACUUGGGUUUGCGUCGAGAAGUUCUCCAACUCGUCGAGCGAUGAGUCGCAUAACGUACGGCUACUUACGCUAUACAGAGCCUCCCAUUCCGGUCAGGAGUACGCGUGCUUUCAGUUACAGAUCGCCGCCAGAGAUAAAGCGCUUCUCAUCUCCACUCAAGAGAUUGCAAUCUUCGGUGAGACAGAAGUGGGUUCCUCUGGAUUUCCGCACCAAUUCGAUGCCGACCAUCACUUGAGGGUUUGGUCCCCAGAACUCAUCCAAGAGGGUCAGUGGCAUCACAUCGCUAUCAUUCUUAAUCGAGCUUUGCUUAAGAACUCAACGGUCAGCGUCUAUAUCGACGGCCAACUGAUCGCUAGUCAGAAAUUGCAUUACAUUUCGUCAGUUGUCGGCGGGAUUUCUGGCAUUUCCAACGCUAGUCCUCUGUAUGUGAACGGCUUUAUCGGAACACCUCCUCAAUGGCGCAAACAGUCGCGUCUGGUGUGGAAACAGGGACCGUGUCAUCUGCUCGAAGAGCCCCUCAACUCCAUGUUCGUGGCGUACAUACACUCGUUGGGACCCAACUAUAUCGGCAGCUUUCAGGGCGUCACUCAUAGCCAAGCGAUACAACAGAUUCAGCAACAGAUCUCCGAGGAUAGGGUCAUAUUCGGACUGAACUCGAGGGCCACCUCUGCCAUGACUUUAGCCAAAAUGCGAAGAGUUUACUCGCGUUUCGAUUGCCGACAAAUAUCCAAACUCUUGGGGAUAUCCACUCACGAGAACGCGACUCCCAUUUACGUGUUGCACAACUCCGCGGGACACCUGUGCGGACCCAGUCGUUCGUUGGGCGGCAUAUUAAUCGGCAAUAUAGGCGCCCGUUGUUUUGUGCCAAAGCCAGUGGCCGUCACCUGUAGCGACAUCGGGGGCGCGACCCUUCUGUUGGGUCUGAUCGCCAACUCCCAGGACGUGGAGUCGCUGUACGCGAGCGUCAAAGCGCUGGUGUGUGUGAUCCGCACGAACCGUGAGCUCCAGUUGGAGAUGGAGAGAGUGAACGGAUACCAAACCCUAGCCAUGCUUUUGCGCCGCAAACGCCAGUUCCUCAACUCACACGUAUUGCAUCUGUCUUUCAAUUUGAUCGGAACUCUUGAGAUCAAGAGAUCCCAUGAGAACGCGAUGGAAAUCCAGCGAAUCGGCGCAUUCAAAGACCUAUUGGCCGACCAGUUGGACCUUUGGGCGCAAAACGAGUUAUUGAAAUCACUUUUAGACCAUUUGAACGAAUUGUUGCUCGACUCGAGUCACUCGAGUGAAAGCAAAUCGUUUAAUCUGAAAGUCUUGAGAGACAUGUCUUUAUUGCCGAAACUGUUGAAUUUGACGCGAGAGAUACGUAUCACUGAUCCCAAGAUUUUAUCACUCAUUUACUCACUGUGUUAUCGACUCCUAAACCAAACGCCCAGACACUCGGAUCUCCUAUACUUCGGGCAAUUCAUAGCAUCACUACUUCCGGCCAAUAACGAGGAGAAAUGCGAAGACAUUAUAGAAUUGCGAAACUCUUUACUCAAGAUAUGUCUGCAACUCAUGACUCGGAGUCAACAGUUGGCCAUAAAUCACGCCAUUCAGGAAGAGUUGUCGCGAAUACUGGGUUUCGAUUGGUUUCUGCUGUUCCUUCAAAGUCCACUCCACAAGGAGACGGUGACCAUCGGAUUAGUCAACUUAAUGGUGAUUAUCUCCAAUCAGACGCUGUACGCGAAGUUCAAAGAGGGCGCGUCUAAUGGCGGGUGGCUUAAGGACACGGAGGCGGUGCUUGAGAGUCGGUUCGGCGUACAGCUGUUGGGCUUUAACGUCAACCCGAGCUAUAACGCCAGUUCCAUGCAGACGGUGCUCACGAGUCGCACGACUGGCAUGAAAAUGAUUAGAAACGAUUUGCUCUCAAUCCCGGGCUUCUUGUAUCUGAAUUGGUUGAUGUCGGCGCACGUGCCGCAGCCCAAAGUAUAUCUAGUCUUAUUCCAGGCCCUCAUCGGCCACUACCAGAACCUAUCGCCUAUGGUCUUGGAGUCUAUCGAGACCUUCGAUAACCUGAGUUUGGAUAACCUCUGGAACUGUCUGUUCGGCGAAUCCAACAAACGAUACGUUCAUUCGGGAGGUCUUUGCUGUAAAGACUUGUCGAUAACCAUACUGUCGAUGAUUCACACAUUGAUUUGGGACUCAGACGACGCCAACAACUUCACGGACUUCCCGACAAUUCUCAUACAAUUCGUGAUGUAUUUGUAUCACAACCGGAAAGACUUUCAGACAUUUUGUCAGUCGAACGCGGAAUUCAUAUCAGCGUUGUGUCAGACAGUGAUCGCCGACGAGUGCGACCAACGCGUGACCAAAGAGUCGUCGGACCCGAAAGAGUCCGUUUUGACCACUCAUUCGGCGAAGAAGCACAUCAUGGACUUCAUUCGUCUGAUUAUCAUAAACCUAAUCAGCAGCCAAUCAAACAGCGCCAUUCGUCCCAUACCUAUAUUCGAGCAGUUCUUGGAGGGCUUCUCCACCUGCAAGUUAGCCCAGACGGAGCUGAUCGCCUCCCUUCUGGAGCACAUGACCUCAUUGACGGAGUUCAUGUGCCAACAGUACGACUCGUCCAACUAUAUGCCGCAACAGCAACAGAUGGCCUCCUCUAACAUCGUGGUCUUCAUCGCCAUAGUUGUGGACAAACUAUGGCAGGACUGCUACCUCCGCGACCGCAAAGAGAUACUCGACUGCGAACUCAAACUCAUGACCCGUAUUCACGUGAGCUCUUCGCCGUCGCCGCAAACCACCAAAUCGUCGUCGAAGGCGGCGUCCUCUGCCCUCUCGGAACUCAAUCUGUUGUAUAAGUCUCUGAACCGAACGGUCCUUUACCUUCUGUCCCGUCCGUUGGAGUCUAUAUCGGAUCGCAUAUCGAUGCUGGAAGUGCUGCAACGCAUUCACACCAACCGUCAACUCAUCCUAAUCUCGUCGACGUUAUGCCUGAGGCUCAAGAAGCACACAGAGUGCAUAACAAACGACGGGCCGGUGCCCGACGCGGACGAGGGCGCGCUCCUCAUCGCGUCGGUGGCCAGAAAAAUAUGGGACGAAAUAUAUUUAUCUAAACGACAGCUCCUGGAGGAGACCCUCAAAAUAAAUUUAGCGCCAAAUACGCCGGCGUUUGGGUUAACGUCAAUCACGCCGGAGAUCUCGUCGCUCAGGGAAACCCUUUACGACCCGACGCUUCGAGUUUGGGUUAAUUACAUUGAAUACGAACAGCAGAGGCAGAGGCGACGGGCGGCCGGAAACUCGUCGCUCGACUCGCCCUCCGUGUCGAGUCCGACGGCAAUCAUAUCGGAAAAGUUGGCGAAUAUUAAUAAAUUCAAUUCUCUGGUCUCCAAGUCUGCCGGCGGUCUCGUCUCGAAACUCGUCGGCGGAACCACUGGCGUCGUCAGCGGAGUCGUGAACACAGCGGUCAGUGUGGGCGCCGCCGCCCGUAAGGAGGCGUUCCGUAACUCGUUCUCGGACUCACUCAACACGGGAACCGCUCAGCCGUGGCUUUUGAUGACUAGAAGCGAAGUGAUGCAGUGGACGGCCAUUCAUCUGUCGAUUAUCAACGACUUCAUUGAAUUGCAAUUAAAGCAGAAAAUUCAGUCCGACUUUCAUCUCAUGAAAUACGUUUACGACGAUUGGAUUGCCUCUGAAUACGAGUUGUUGGUGAGAGAGCGCGCCAUUUGGGGGCCCGACUACGGGUCCAAAUGUUUGGACAAAUGGAAGUUAGAUAUGACUGAAGGGCCGCAUCGGAUGCGAAAGAAACUGAUCCGAAACGACCUCUUCUACACUCACUAUCCAUAUAAGCCUGAGUUCGAAGGCAUGGACAGCAAAGCGCUGAAGUUUAAACUUCCCAUUAGUUUCGACUCCAAGGAGUACUACAAACGCUUUCGGGCCGAGAAUAACAGUCUCAUCGACCGGUUGGAGAUCUACGACGAAGAGUACUACAAACGCUUUCGGGCCGAGAAUAACAGUCUCAUCGACCGGUUGGAGAUCUACGACGAAGUGAUAUCAGUGUCUCCACUGCCGACCAGCGGUGACACGUCUUUCCAGGGCAUCAAAACCUCAUCUCUUUUGCCGUCAAAAUCUUCGUCUGAUAUCGAUGACCAAGACGUGUCGGAUCUAAACCACGAGUCGCAGGACAGGGAUGCGGACACAUCGGGCUUUGUGGACAUCAGCUCCGAGAUGGCCAGACCUGACUCGAGUGCUUCGGACCGCUUCGAAGGGGUGGAGAUGCAGACAGUCCUCAGACUCCUCGAAGAGGGCGAACGCAUCUCUCAUAUGUUUAGAGUGGCGCGCAUUCAAGGCUUAGACACCUUCGAGGGGUUACUGCUCUUCGGAAAAGAGCACUUCUAUCUCAUCGAUGGCUUCACUUUACUCAAGACCCGAGAGAUUCGCGACAUCGACUCAUUGCCCGUCAAUUUCGACUCCAAGGAGUACUACAAACGCUUUCGGGCCGAGAAUAACAGUCUCAUCGACCGGUUGGAGAUCUACGACGAAGUGAUAUCAGUGUCACCGCUGCCGACCAGCGGUGACACGUCUUUCCAGGGCAUCAAAACCUCAUCUCUUUUGCCGUCAAAAUCUUCGUCUGAUAUCGAAGACCAAGACGUGUCGGAUCUAAACCACGAGUCCCAAGACAGGGAUGCGGACACAUCGGGCUUUGUGGACAUCAGCUCCGAGAUGGCCAGACCUGACUCGAGUGCUUCGGACCGCUUCGAAGGGGUGGAGAUGCAGACAGUCCUCAGACUCCUUGAAGAGGGCGAACGCAUCUCUCAUAUGUUUAGAGUGGCGCGCAUUCAAGGCUUAGACACCUUCGAGGGCUUACUGCUCUUCGGAAAAGAGCACUUCUAUCUCAUCGAUGGCUUCACUUUACUCAAGACCCGAGAGAUUCGCGACAUCGACUCAUUGCCCGUCAAUAUGCACGACCCCAUUGUCCCGAACUCGUCGCCGCGUAAUAGCAUUUCCGGCGGAACUAAGAGGACAACGAAGAAGACUUGCAGUAAAUUCGCGUUCGAAGACAUCAAAGAAGUCCAUAAACGGCGAUAUCUGUUGCAACCGAUUGCGUUGGAAGUGUUCUCAUUGGACGGCCGCAACUCAUUGAUCGUAUUUCCGCGAAAGAUUCGCAACAAAGUGUACGCGAGGUUCAUGUCUGUGGCCACGUAUGUCACGGACAACGCCCAGGACUCCCUCAUGGGUCAGAAACGGAGCGCAAACGUGGAAACGGCCGGUAUUUUGAGUAAUCUUAUCGGCGAAACGUCUGUCACUCAGCGAUGGGUCAGAGGAGAGAUUUCAAACUUUCAGUAUUUAAUGAAUUUGAAUACAUUGGCCGGCCGUUCGUACAAUGAUUUGAUGCAAUACCCGGUGUUUCCCUGGAUUAUUGCCGACUACUCGAGCUCUGAGUUGGAUUUCUCGGACCCAAACUCAUUCAGAGAUCUCUCGCGACCAAUGGGCGCACAAACGACCGACCGUUUGGAGCAGUUUAGGAAACGGUUUAAUGAAUGGGACGCCGACUCCGACAUUAAAGGGGCUGAUGACCUAAUCCAAGGGCCCUACCAUUACGGCACCUUCUACUCCAGUGCCAUGAUUGUGGCCUCAUAUCUGGUGCGUAUGGAGCCGUUUGCGCAGCACUUCCUGAGCCUUCAGGGCGGACACUUUGAUUUGGCCGAUAGGAUGUUCCACUCGAUCGGCGACGCCUGGACCUCAGCCUCCAAACACAAUAUGGCGGACCUCAAGGAACUGAUUCCCGAGUUCUUCUAUUUGCCAGAAUUCCUACUCAAUUCCAAUCGAUUUGAUUUGGGAGUCAAACAAAGUGGUGUCCAACUCGACGACGUUGUACUCCCGCCCUGGGCUAAGGAUGACCCUCGUGAAUUCAUUCGAGUCCAUAGAGCGGCCCUUGAAUGCGAUUACGUGUCCGCACACCUGCACGAGUGGAUUGAUCUCAUAUUUGGUUAUAAACAACACGGUCCGGCUGCCGUCGAAGCGGUUAACGUGUUUCACCACCUCUUCUAUGAGGGAAAUGUCGACAUUUACACCAUCGAUGACCCGCUCAAGAAGAACGCCACCAUUGGAUUCAUCAACAAUUUCGGACAAAUCCCGAAACAACUGUUCAAAAAGCCGCAUCCCGUCAAGAAAGUUUUCAGUCAGAUGACGGCCGUCCCGUUGACGCCAAUACUGCCAUCCGUUGGCCUCAACUCAGUGCUCAUGAGCGGCUCGGCUCCGGACAAAGUGUUUAUCCAUCACUUGGAUAAUCUGCGGCCAUCGCUGCACCCAAUCAAAGAGCUUCGCGGAGCCGUCGGACAAAUCAUACAACAGGAGAAGGCGUUGUUAGCCGUCGAACAGAACAAAGUCCUCAUUCCUCCGCAAUUCAAUCGGUACAUCGCCUGGGGUUUCGCCGAUCACAGCAUCCGAAUCGGUCCCUACGAGUCGGACAGAGCGCUGUUCAUAUGGGAGAGCAAUCUCUUGCCACCGAAUGGCGAGAUUCUGUGCGCCACUGUUCCCAACCCGAGGAUUAUCAUAACCGCCGGAACCAAUUCAGUGAUAUCCGUGUGGAGAAUAAAAGGCAAAAUGCAAAACAUGUCACUCAUUCAGAACCUGUACGGCCACACAGAGCCCAUCACGUGUUUGAGCUCAUCGGCCGCCUAUGGGAUCAUUGUCAGCGGUUCCCGAGACAAGACAUGCAUUAUAUGGGAUUUGAAUCGUUUGAUUUUUGUGCGACAAUUGGGCGGUGGACAUAAUCUGAUACAUAACGCGCCCAUCGCUUCCAUUGCCAUCAAUGACUUGUCUGGAGAUAUAGCCACCUGUGCGUCCAAUUGGCUAUACCUGUGGACCAUAAAUGGAGACCUAAUUGCGAGCGUCAAUACACUGAACAUCUCAGCGGCCGCGCAAUCCAUGUCCACCACUCAAGUGCUUUGUGUGGCGUUUUCAACGUAUAAUGAAUGGGAUUCAGCGAACGUUAUAAUGACUGGUUCUUCGGAUGGUGUGGUGAAGAUGUGGUCAAUAGACUACAUACAGGUGCCCGUCGACGACGAGGACAAGUCCGAGCGGUCGUCCAAUACGAGCGUAUCCUCGACGCCGACCGAAGUCUGCAAAAACGACUCUUCGCUCACGAUUCCCGUGUCUAAGGAUGAGAUCGUUCGACGCCUUUCCAUAGCGUCGGCCACAGCCGAGAGUAAUAAAGGAGACGACGACGAGUCCACUGAAGGCAACGCCUCCUCUCCUGAAGACAAGGACAACGAUUGGGAUCUCUUGCAUAUUGAGGCGACGGAUGAGGUACCGGCCCUCUCGUUACCCCAUUCCAAAUCUGCGGCCAUUUUUAUCACUCCGACGAUCAAAGCCUCGCCACCGACUCAACACAAACAGAACAAACCGAUGCCAAAGACGCCGACCAUUGCGACCGCCGCCUCCAUCCUAGAGGUGCCCAAAAUCCGGACCUCGAAGUCGGACACAUCGCUCUUCGACUCGUUUAUUAUAGUCAACGAAAGCGAAUGCAAUCGAAACCGAUUGCAAUCGACGGCUGUCCUCAAAGCGGGCCACAAAUGGAUUCCCCGACUGGUGUUCCGCUCGAAGCUGACAAUGCAUACGGCGUUUGAGCGCAACGACAACACGGAACCGGCGGCCAUCACAGCGCUGGCCAUCUCUAAAGACAACCGAACGGUGUUUGUGGGCGACGCCAGGGGUCGGCUAUUCUCGUGGUCUGUCAGCGAAGGCCGCGGUGUGUCCGACCACUGGGUUAAGGACGAGGUGGUCGAGAGCUGCACUAAUUGUGGCACAAAAUUCACGUUUUCCGAGCGAAGACAUCACUGCAGGAAUUGCGGACACGUCUUCUGUUCCAAGUGUUCAAAGUUUGAAUCGGAAAUAAUACGCUUAAAGAUCUUCAAACCCGUGAGAGUGUGUCAGAACUGCUGGUCUAACCUCCAGUCCCAACAGACACUCUCGCAAACUCUUCGCCCAAAAUGAUUGUCAAAGUGUUUGUGAAAAUAUUUUCCUUCAAAACAGUUUACGCAAAAUUUUUGAGAUAUUUUAUGUCCACUCGAGUCAUAUCUGAAACCAUUUUCAUUCAAUGCAUUCCUAACACAGUAUAGCAUUAUUUGCAAUGAAAUUAUUAUUUAAUAUAAAGUUUUUGUUUUUGUUUUUAAUAUUUAUUAUGUUUUAAUAAUUUUAUUGAUUUUAAUUUAUUUAUGAGAUUUGAUAUUAUUUUUAUAUCGG